AUGUCCUUUACUAGACGCCAAGCUACUUUUCUAUUUGAUUAUUCUCUUAACAACCAUUCCAUAACACGAGUUUCUGUAAAGAAAGAUUUGGGUAUCCUUCUAACUUCCGACUUAGACUAUCACUCCCACAUUGAGCACGUCACCUAUAAAUCUUUAAAGACUUUAGGUUUUAUAAAACGUUUCUCUUCUAAUUUCAAUCUAACCUAUUCUCUCAAAAAUUUAUACUGUUUGCUUGUAAGGCCGAUAAUAGAAUAUGGUUCCAUUCUUUGGGAUCCUUAUACAACCUCAGACUCUUCCCUACUUGAGCAUGUUCAGCGUAAAUUCCUUAAUUUUGCUUCCUUUGCUUUUAAUAUCCAUCAUGAACCUCAUGAUUAUUCCCCAGUCUUGCUCCACUUACAACUCAGUAGUCUUUCCGAUAGAAGAGUCUUAGCCAACAUUAACUUCCUUAAUAAAUUUACGAAUGAUACCAUAAAUGCUCCCGAGCUUCUCGCUGAGGUAAACUUUCGUGUUCCAAGUAAAUCUUCCAGGCUAAUGGCCCCCUACUACGUUCCUCGUCACACCACUAACUAUGGCCGAAACCACCCUAUCCACCGAAUGAUGCGUUUAACAAAUGAGAACUUCUCUAGUCAUUAA
Messenger RNA from Sipha flava (yellow sugarcane aphid), 633 nucleotides. RefSeq lists its product as uncharacterized. The record is from RefSeq and is a predicted model, not a curated record. The transcript has a single exon. Bases 1 to 633 code for a protein of 210 amino acids. NCBI's taxonomy places the organism in Eukaryota, Metazoa, Arthropoda, Insecta, Hemiptera, Aphididae.